Necator americanus (New World hookworm) is the source of this 252-nucleotide messenger RNA. RefSeq lists its product as uncharacterized. The record is from RefSeq and is a predicted model, not a curated record. Gene Ontology annotation, cellular component: nucleus. The transcript has a single exon. NCBI's taxonomy places the organism in Eukaryota, Metazoa, Nematoda, Chromadorea, Rhabditida, Ancylostomatidae. Bases 1 to 252 code for a protein of 83 amino acids. Gene Ontology annotation, biological process: chromatin remodeling.
AUGGCUGUAAAAGUAGAUACAGGAGAAGUGGAAUUGCGAGUCGUAUCUGCUUAUGCGCCACAGAUGGGCUGUAGUGAAGAAGAGAAGGCGUGCUUUUGGGAAGAUCUGGAGCAAUACGUCCAAUCCCUGGAAGGCGAAGAAGUACUUCUAAUUGGAGGAGACUUCAACGGACAUGUCGGUUCUCUUAAAGACGGAUUCGACAGUUGUCAUGGCGGAUACGGUUUUGGAGCUCGCAACGACGACGGGUUGUGA